AUGGAUUUACCUGAUGAGAUUCUUCUUAUUUUUAAAAAAUUGGACAAUGCUAAAGUACUGUACUCAUUCAUAGAUGUUAAUAAACGAUUUAAUAAACUUGUACAUGAUUCAAUUUUUACAAAUCGUUUAACAAUGACAAGAUGUUUUUUUUAUGGUGGUCCAUUUCCUCAAUCAAAUAAUUCAAUACUUGAUCGAUUUUGUUCACAAAUUUUACCUUCGAUUCAUGAUAAAAUCAAAUAG
Rotaria sordida is the source of this 240-nucleotide messenger RNA. Lineage: Eukaryota; Metazoa; Rotifera; Eurotatoria; Philodinida; Philodinidae. The record is from the annotation of a GenBank genome assembly.